This is a messenger RNA of Chenopodium quinoa (quinoa), 842 nucleotides long. Its product is annotated as succinate dehydrogenase subunit 6, mitochondrial-like. The record is from RefSeq and is a predicted model, not a curated record. NCBI's taxonomy places the organism in Eukaryota, Viridiplantae, Streptophyta, Magnoliopsida, Caryophyllales, Amaranthaceae. The transcript has 3 exons. Bases 173 to 601 code for a protein of 142 amino acids.
CCCCAAAUGUGAAAUUAUUCCCAGCUAUUUUUCCAAAAUGAAGGAGGGGAUGUAUUUUCAUAUUUGAGGCAAUUGGGUAAAAAACCGAGAGCAAAGGCCAAAACUGUGGUGAAGAGGAGAGAGAAAGAGUGGAAGAUCGGUGAAGAAGAAUAAGAAGUUGGUGAAUCCUUCAAUGGCGGAAUCUCCUAAAGCCUACUUUUCUGGGUUCAAAGACUUUUUGUCCGACAGAUUUUCAUUUCUUGAUAAUUACAACAGAUUUGUGAAGCGCGAUAAGCCUUUACCCUCUUGGUCUGAAUCUGAUGUUCAGGACUUCAUCGCCAGUGAUCCUGUUCAUGGCCCCGUUCUGAAAACUGCCAGGGAAGCAGUAAACUAUGGCCUUGUUGGAAGUGCUGUUGGAGCUGUCACAACCGCAGGCGUUUGCUGGAAAUACUCAAAGAGUCCUCAUGGUGCUGUGCUCGCCCUUGGCGCUGGAGCUGUUUUUGGAUGGACAUUCGGAGCUGAAAUUGGGAACCAUGCACUGCAACUUUACAGAUUGGACACCUUAGCUGCGCAAAUUAAGUUUAUGGAAUGGUGGGAAAAGAAAACCGAGGGAAGGUCUUAGAAUAAGCUUGUUUCCGUAUGUUAGGUUUUAAACCUUUUUCUGUUUUACAAUAAAAUGUUGUGCACCAGUGAGCUGCGAAAUGUAGUGCUUGAUUUUUUUUUCCCCCAACUUAGAUCUGAUUGCUUCGUGGAUUUCAUCCUUGUUGAUUUAUGACAUAGCAAUUGUGAGCAAUUGAUUUUGUGCAAUGUCUCAGGUUUUCAAGUCAAUAAUUAUGAUUUGCAUCCAUAUGUUUUUGGUUUUC